Messenger RNA from Puccinia triticina, 600 nucleotides. RefSeq lists its product as uncharacterized. The coding region runs from base 1 to 600 and encodes 199 amino acids. The record is from RefSeq and is a predicted model, not a curated record. NCBI's taxonomy places the organism in Eukaryota, Fungi, Basidiomycota, Pucciniomycetes, Pucciniales, Pucciniaceae. The transcript is spliced from 4 exons.
AUGACAGUCCGGGAGGUCCUGGGACACCUUUCCGAUGAGCCGCUUGACCGGGUCCAGGCCGUCUAUCUCGAUGAACCCAACCCCUCCCUCACUUACAACACUGGCCCCGACCCCAGCUCUGACUCCGCUCCUCCUCCUUCACUUUUAUUUCCACCUGCAGACCAAGUUAUGGCGGCGCAAGCUCCGGAGGGAUCUCUCACGACCUUCUGGGAUGCCGGCCGGAAACAACUCAAUAGCAACAACAAUGGGUUGGACAGAUAUGACAACAACGACGAGUUGGACAGAGACGGCGACCAAGGAAGCCUGACGGGUUGGACAGAGACGGAGACCAAGGAAGCCGGCGGGCUCAUCAGCAGAGACAAACGGCCAAUGACAAUGACCUCGCCGCUUCUGAGUGCCGAUUUGGUGAUCGGCUCAAGUGCGUUACUGUCUGGACUGCUUAUGAGCUACAACUGCGGGCUCACCGAGGCCAUGACCCACGCGGAAUUCAACCUCUCAAACCUCUGGAUCUCGGCCUUUGGUGUCUGGAUCUCGCACCUCAGCCUCUGCUGCCGCCGCUCCAAACCGCAAAACCAACAAAAGACGUUCAGGACCAGUUGA